Pseudogymnoascus verrucosus is the source of this 342-nucleotide messenger RNA. RefSeq lists its product as uncharacterized. Lineage: Eukaryota; Fungi; Ascomycota; Leotiomycetes; Thelebolales; Thelebolaceae. The record is from RefSeq and is a predicted model, not a curated record. The transcript is spliced from 2 exons. Bases 1 to 342 code for a protein of 113 amino acids.
AUGAAACUGCUCAUCACAAGCCGACCCAUUGUGGACAUCAACAUUGAGCUUGGAGACACUUACAUGGAGUUUAAGGCCAGACCUAAGGACCUCGGAAUUGUUAUCGAGGGUAGAGUCACAGAGCUUCGUCAUUUUCCUGCAGAUCUAAAGAAUAACUCCUCAACGAAGAUGAUGGCCUAUGCUGUCAAAAAGGAGGAGGAGCUGCCUCUAGCCUCACUGCCGCUAAUCCUCCCAGCCGUCACUCCGGGGCUGUUGAGACGAACACAACGCGAAUGUCUCGUAGCAAAUGCAUCGCCAAGAGAUGACAGUAUCAUCAGGCUCAUUACCGAAUCGCACUUUUAA